This is a messenger RNA of Orycteropus afer afer, 6579 nucleotides long. It is a transcript of the gene INTS1, whose product is annotated as integrator complex subunit 1. Gene Ontology annotation, cellular component: integrator complex. The coding region runs from base 1 to 6579 and encodes 2192 amino acids. The record is from RefSeq and is a predicted model, not a curated record. The transcript has 47 exons. NCBI's taxonomy places the organism in Eukaryota, Metazoa, Chordata, Mammalia, Tubulidentata, Orycteropodidae. Gene Ontology annotation, biological process: U2 snRNA 3'-end processing.
AUGAACCGGGCCAAGACCGCCACGGUCCGGAGGCCGAGCGCUGCAGCCAAGCCUUCAGGACACCCUCCACCAGGGGAUUUCAUUGCCCUGGGCUCAAAGGGACAGGCCAGUGAGUCAAAAACGGCAUCUACCCUGCUGAAGCCGGCACCCCCUGGCCUACCUUCUGAGCGCAAGCGGGAUGCCGCGGCUGCGUUAUCAGGUGCCUCGGCGCUGACCGGCCUCACCAAACGCCCCAAACUCUCAUCCACACCCCCACUGAGUGCCCUGGGGCGCCUGGCUGAGGCUGCAGUGGCAGAAAAGCGAGCUAUUUCUCCCUCGAUUAAGGAGCCGUCCGUGGUGCCGAUCGAAGUCCUGCCCACAGUGCUGCUAGAUGAGAUCGAGGCUGCCGAGCUUGAGGGCAAUGAUGGCCGUGUCGAGGGUGUGCUGUGCGGGGCCGCCAAGCAGCUGCGGCUCACCCGGGCCAAGCCCGACAGCACGCUGUACCUCAGCCUCAUGUACCUGGCCAAGGUCAAGCCCAACAUCUUCGCCACAGAGGGUGUCAUCGAGGCACUGUGUAGCCUCCUGCGUCGGGACGCCUCCGUCAACUUCAAAGCCAAGGGGAAUAGCCUGGUCUCCGUGCUGGCCUGCAACCUGCUCAUGGCUGCCUACGAAGAGGACGAGAACUGGCCGGAGAUCUUUGUCAAGGUGUACAUUGAAGAUUCCCUGGGUGAGCGCAUCUGGGUGGAUAGCCCACAUUGCAAGGCCUUUGUGGACAACAUCCAGACGGCCUUCAACACCAAGAUGCCCCCCAAAAGUGUGCUGCUGCAGGGGGAGGCGGGCCGCGGCGGCGGGGACCUCAGUGCUGGAAGCAGCCCACACCCCUCCCUUACCGAGGAGGAGGACAGCCAGACGGAGCUCCUGAUUGCUGAGGAGAAGCUGAGCCCCGAACAGGAGGGCCAGCUCAUGCCCAGGUUUGACGACCUCGCGGAGAGCGUGGAGGAGUACGUCCUGGACGUGCUGCGGGACCAGCUCACCCGGCGCCAGCCCAUCGACAAUGUCUCCAGGAACCUGUUGCGGCUACUCACCUCCACCUGUGGGUACAAGGAGGUGCGGCUCAUGACAGUGCAGAAGCUGGAGAUGUGGCUGCAGAACCCCAAGCUGACCAGGCCGGCCCAGGACUUGCUUAUGUCUGUGUGCAUGAACUGUAACACCCACGGCCCGGAGGACGUCGACGUCAUCUCUCACCUGAUCAAGAUCCGCCUCAAGCCCAAAGUGCUGCUCAACCACUACAUGCUGUGUGUCAGGGAGCUACUGAAUGCCCACAAGGACAACCUGGGCACCACCAUCAAGUUUGUGGUCUUUAACGAGCUGUCCAACGCCCGGAACCCCAACAACAUGCAGAUCCUGUACACCGUGCUGCAACAUAGUGCUGAGCUGGCACCCAAGUUCCUGGCCAUGGUGUUCCAGGACCUGCUGACCAACAAAGAGGACUACCUGCGGGCGUCUCGGGCCCUGCUGCGUGAGAUCGUCAAGCAGACCAAGCACGAGAUCAACUUCCAGGCCCUGUGCCUGGGCCUCAUGCAGGAGCGGAAGGAGCCACCACACCUGGACAUGGAGUUCAAGGAGCGUUUUGUCAUCCACGUGACAGACCUGCUGGCUGUGUCCAUGAUGCUGGGGAUCACCGCCCAGGUGAAGGAGGCUGGGCUCGCCUGGGACAAAGGCGAGAAGAGGAACCUCGAAGUGCUGCGUGCCUUCCAGAACCAGAUCGCCGCCAUCCAGCGGGACGCCGUGUGGUGGCUGCACACGGUGGUGCCCUCCAUCAGCAAACUGGCCCCCAAGGACUAUGUGCACUGCCUCCACAAGGUUCUCUUCACGGAGCAGCCAGAGACCUACUACAAGUGGGACAACUGGCCGCCAGAGAGUGAUCGCAACUUCUUCCUGCGCCUCUGCUCAGAGGUGCCUAUCCUGGAGGACACGCUCAUGCGAAUCCUGGUCAUCGGGCUGUCCCGAGAGCUCCCGCUCGGCCCUGCCGAUGCCAUGGAGCUGGCCGACCACCUGGUGAAGCGGGCCGCCGCCGUGCAGGCUGACGACGUGGAAGUGCUGAAGGUGGGAAGGAUCCAGCUGAUAGAUGCCGUCCUGAACCUGUGCACCUACCACCACCCGGACAACAUCCAGCUCCCUCCUGGGUACCAGCCCCCAAACCUCGCCAUCUCCACUCUGUAUUGGAAGGCCUGGCCACUGCUGCUGGUCGUAGCUGCCUUCAAUCCCGAGAAUAUCGGUCUGGCUGCCUGGGAAGAGUACCCCACUCUGAAGAUGCUCAUGGAAAUGGUGAUGACCAACAACUACUCGUACCCGCCGUGCACGCUGACGGACGAGGAGACCCGCUCCGAGGUGAUCAGCCGUGAGCUGCAGACAUCCCAGCGGGAGAAGCAGGAGAUCCUGGCCUUUGAGGGGCACCUGGCGGCCGCGUCCACCAAGCAGACCAUCACAGAGAGCAGCAGCCUGCUCCUGUCCCAGCUCACCAGCCUGGACCCGCAAGGGCCCCCCCGACGGCCGCCUCCCCACAUCCUGGAGCAGGUGAGGGCCCUGAACCAGUCCCUGCGGCUCGGCCACCUGCUGUGCCGCAGCCGGAGCCCCGACUUCCUGCUGAACAUCAUCCAGAGGCAGGCCUCCUCCCAGUCCAUGCCCUGGCUGGCCGACCUGGUGCAGUCCAGUGAGGGCUCCCUGGACGUGCUCCCGGUGCAGUGCCUCUGUGAGUUUCUGCUGCACGACGCAGCUGCCGCGGCCGCCUCCACAGACGACGAGGAGGAUGGCGAGAGCAAAGAGCAGAAGGCCCGGAAGCGGCAGAGGCAACAGAAGCAGCGGCAGCUGCUGGGCCGCCUGCAGGACCUGCUGCUGGGCCCCAAGGCGGACGGGCAGACCACGUGUGAGGUGCUGGACUACUUCCUGCGGCGUCUCAGCUCCUCCCAGGUGGCCUCGAGGGUGCUGGCCACGAAGGGCUUGUCACUGGUGCUCUCGGAGGGCAGCCUGCGGGACGGCGAGGAGAAGGAGCAGCCGAUGGAUGAGGACUCGGGGGGCCCUGAGCUGCCCACCUACCAGUGGCUGCUCCGGGACCUGCCUCGGCUGCCCCUGUUCCACAGCGUGAGGAGCACCGCCGCUCUGGCGCUGCAGCAGGCCAUCCACAUGGAGACGGACCCGCAGACCAUCAGUGCCUACCUGGUGUACCUGUCCCAGCACACACCUGUGGAGGAGCAGGGCCAGCACAGUGACCUGGCUCUGGACGUGGCCCGGCUCAUCGUGGAGCGCUCCACCAUCAUGGCCCACCUGUUCUCCAAGCUCGCCCGCAGCUCGCAGUCCGACGCUGUCCUGGCCGCACUGCUCUCCGUCUUCUCCCGCUAUGUGCGGCGCAUGCGCAAGAGCAAGGAGGGCGAGGAGGGCUACAGCUGGUCAGAGUCCCAGGACCAGGUGUUCCUGCGCUGGGCCAGCGGGGAGGCUGCUACCAUGCACAUCCUGGUGGUGCACGCUAUGGUGAUCCUGCUGACGCUGGGACCGCCGCGAGCUGAUGACAGUGAGUUCCGAGCCCUGUUGGACAUCUGGUUUCCUGAAAAGAAGCCCCUGCCCACCGCCUUCUUGGUGGAUACGUCGGAGGAGGCUCUGCUGCUACCGGACUGGCUGAAGCUUCGCAUGAUCCGAUCUGAGGUGCCACGCCUGGUGGAUGCUGCCCUGCAGGAUCUGGAACCGCAGCAGCUGCUGCUGUUUGUGCAGUCCUUUGGCAUCCCCGUGUCCAGCAUGAGCAAGCUGCUGCAGUACCUGGACCAGGCUGUGGCCCACGACCCCCAGACGCUGGAGCAGAACAUCAUGGACAAGAAUUACAUGGCCCAUCUGGUGGAGGUCCAGCACGAGAGGGGAGCCUCUGGGGGUCAGACCUUCCACUCUCUGCUCACAGCCUCCCUGCCCCCCCGGCGAGACAGCACGGAUGCCCCCAAACCCAGAAGCAGCCCCGAGCCCCCAACAGGCCAGGGGCGGAUCCGGGCGGGUACCCAGGUCCGGGCGAUUGGGCCUGAGGAUGACUUGGCUAGCCUGUUCCUGCAGAUCUUCCCACUAAGCCCUGACCCUCGGUGGCAGAAUACGAACCCUCGCCCUCUCGCCCUGGCACUGCAGCAGGCCCUAGGCCAAGAGCUGGCCCGUGUGCGCCAGGGCGACCCCGCCGUGGCGGGCACCACGGUCCGGGUCCUGCAGGCCCUGGCCACCCUGCUGAACUCACCUCAUGGUGGCGCGCUGGUGAUGGCCAUGCACCGGAGCCACUUCCUCGCCUGCCCGCUGCUGCGCCUGCUGCACCAGUACCAGCGCUGUGCGCCCCAGGACUCCAGUUUCUCGUCGUUGCUGCUCACGGUGCUCACACAGAUGCUGCAGUGGCUGGAGAGCCGAGCUGUGGAGCCUGGGCCCCUGCUGGCCCAGCUCAGAUUGCUUGCCGCCCAGUAUUCGGCCCGGCACAGAGUCGGUGAUGUCCGGAGCGCAUUCCUACACCUGGCGGAGGUCCUGGCCUGCCAGCGGGACCCAGAGGCACUCACCUCUGCAGUGCGAGCCGUCACUGCCACCCUCAGGUCAGGGGAGAAGUGCAGCUUGGAGCCAGAGCUGGUCGGCAAAGUCCUCCGGGGUCUGAUUGAGGUGCGGUCCCCCCACCUGGAGGAGCUGCGGGCCGUGCUCUUUGCCACCCCCGCAGACCCUGCCUGUGCGUGCGCCGGUGUUCAGCCUGUCACUGUGGUGAGCACCCUGCUGCUGCAGGAGGAGGAGGGGCCUGUGGGCCCAGGGCCACCACAGGCUGACGGCUGCAGCCUGGAAGCGGUACAUCUGGGGCCCUCGUCGGGACUGCUCGUGGACUGGCUGGAGAUGCUGGACCCCGAGGUGAUUGGCAGCUGCCCGGACUUGCAGCAGAGGCUCCUGUUUGCCCGGAACAAGGGCAAAGGCCAUGCUGGUGCCCAGGUGCCGUCCUUCCGGCCUUACCUCUUGGCACUGCUCACGCACCAGUCCAACUGGUCCACCUUGCACCACUGCAUCCGCCUCCUGCUGGGCAAGAGCCGGGAGCACAGGCCUGACCCAUCUGCCUGCCUGGAUUUCCUGUGGGCCUGUGUCCAUGUGCCUCGGAUCUGGCAGGGCCGGGACCAGCGCACCCCUCAGAAGCGGCGGGAGGAGCUGGUGUUGCGAGUGAAGGCCCCGGAGCUCAUCAGCCUGGCGGAGCUGAUCCUGGCCGAGCCCGAGACACGAAGCCCCGAGGCGGACGAGGCCUCCUGCAGCCUCCUCCAGGCCCGGCUGCCUCUGCUGCUCAGCGGCUGCCGUGGGGACGACGAGGGCGUGCAGAAGGUGAUGGAGCACCUGACGGGCCGCAUCCAGCAGUGGGGCGACAGCGUGGCGGGCAAGCGCUGCCGAGAGCUGCUUCUGCAGAUCUACCUGCAGCGGCCGGAGCUGCGGGGGCCUGUGCCGGAGGUCCUGCUGCGCGGGGAGGGGGCCCCUGGCAGCAGCGUCUGCAAGCUGGACGGUCUCACCCACCGCUUCAUCACCCUCCUGGCGGACACCAGCGACUCACGCUCAUCUGAGAGCCGUGUGGCUGAUGCCAACAUGGUGUGCCGGAAGCUGGCGGUAGCCCACCCCAUCCUGCUGCUCAGGCACCUGCCCAUGCUGGCCGCCCUGCUGCACGGGCGCACGCACCUCAACUUCCAGGAGUUCCGGCAACAGAACCACCUGACCUUCUUCCUGCACGUGCUGGGCGUCCUGGAGCUGCUGCAGCCGCGGGUGUUCCGCAGUGAGCACCAGGGGGCGCUGUGGGACUGCCUGCUGUCCUUCGUGAGACUGCUGCUGAACUACCGCAAGUCCUCCCGCCACCUGGCCCCCUUCAUCAGCAAGUUUGUGCAGCUCCUGCAUAAAUACAUCACCUGCAACGCCCCCGCUGCCGUUGCCUUCCUACAGAAGCAUGCCGAUGCGCUCCAUGACCUGUCCUUCGACAACAGCGACCUGGUGAUGCUCAAGUCCCUCCUGGCUGGGCUGAGCCUGCCCAGCAGGAGUGGUGUUGCCGACCGGGGCCUGGAUGAGGAGGGCGAGGAUGACAGCCCCGCCGGCUCCCUGCCCCUGCUUAGCGUCUCUCUCUUCACCCCGCUGACGGCAGCAGAGGUGGCCCCCUACGUGAAGAGGCUCUCCCGGGGCCAGACCGUUGAGGAUCUGCUGGAGGUGCUGAGUGACAUCGACGAGAUGUCCUGGCGGAGGCCGGAGAUCCUGGGCUUCUUCUCGACCAACCUGCAGAGGCUGAUGAGCUCGGCCGAGGAGUCCUGCCGCAACCUGGCCUUCAGCCUGGCCCUGCGCUCCAUCCAGAACAACCCCAGCAUUGCAGCCGACUUCCUGCCUACCUUCAUGUACUGCUUGGGCAGCCGGGACUUUGAGGUGGUGCAGACAGCCCUCAAGAACCUGCCCGAGUACACCCUCCUGUGCCAAGAGCACGCAGCCGUGCUGCUGCACCGUGCCUUCCUGGUGGGCAUGUAUGGCCAGGUGGACACCAGUGCCCAGAUCUCCGAGGCCCUGAGGAUCCUGCACAUGGAGGCCCUCAUGUGA